GUCUAAACAACCCAUGUAUUUGUCCAUCUCUUCUCAUUUGAAUGAGAAAAAGUUUUACUUAGAGGACUACCUAAGGAGAAAACUGAAAACCACCAUUCCCGAUUCCAACUAUGACAUGAUUUGUGUUGGGAUAACUUGUGGUUACUUGAUUUUUUUCGAGACGAGAACCUGUGAUUUUUGGCUUGUGAAUCCCUUCACAAGGAAAGAACUUCGUUUCCGAGGAUUCCCCUUUUAUAUCUAUCCUAUUCCAAAACAUAUCAGGUGUAUUCUUGUCUUUUCACCAUCAAUGUCCGGGUGGGUGCUUGUGGUAAUCGACCCCAUAUUUUCACGUAGAAUAGCUUUCUCUUUACCUGGUGAACAAGGUGGGUGGUAUUAUGUAAUAUCCAGUUGCAAUAUCCAUGAUUUACAUUUUUUCAAGGGAAAGAUAUAUACGAUAGACUGGGACAAUGAUUUAUGUGAACUGAGUCUUACUCCAGAGCCCACCUUGACCGUACUCGAAAUGAAGGAUUUUCCAUGGCUGUCACGCAAUAAUGUGCUGCAUUUUGUAAGUUCAAGUGACGACCUUUAUGUGGUGAAUGCAUCAGGAGAUGUGGUGAAUCCAUCAGUGCUGGAAUUUGUAAGUUCAACUGACAACCUUUAUGUGGUGAAUGCAUCAGGAGAUGUGAAUGAGUCUGUUGAAGUUGAUUUUGGGGAAAUGAAAUGGGUGGAUUCAAAAAGUACAAUAGGAGAGUAUACAGUUUUUUUAUGUAAUUUCAAGUCUGCUGCUGCUAUUAAACCAGAUACGUGGGCAUACCCUUGGACACAGUACGAGAGACUUAUGUACUCCAACAGGAACGGGCAAAGUAAGAAAAGCAGAACAUGUUUAAAGAAAAUGUGGUACUUCCCACACGAUUGCUUGAUUGGUAACGAGUCUGCCCAACAUUAUACCGUCUCUGAGCCACCCACCACCAGUGGGCUCGCAAGGCUGGAAGAUUGACAACAGCACAAAUCAAGUGGAAGUCGGGUGACAAGGGUUGUCCAUCUCAGUCAAGAUCAUGUCAAAGUUAGUCUGUAGAAGAGAACAAGUUUAUGUUUUCCAUGAUUUCUGUUACUGCAUGCAUGAAUUCGUAGAUGUUAGGGUGUAGUUAACUUUCUUUUUGUGUAUUUAAAUUAUGUACUGGAGAAAUUAAUCCGAAAACCCUCUCUUUCCCUUUGAAA
Helianthus annuus (common sunflower) is the source of this 1197-nucleotide messenger RNA. RefSeq lists its product as uncharacterized. The coding region runs from base 14 to 976 and encodes 320 amino acids. The transcript has 2 exons. NCBI's taxonomy places the organism in Eukaryota, Viridiplantae, Streptophyta, Magnoliopsida, Asterales, Asteraceae. The record is from RefSeq and is a predicted model, not a curated record.